GUAGAUACUCGCUGCGUCCGGUUCAGAAUAUUGCUGAUGUUUGUCAAAAUGUACAACAAGUAGUAAAAUUAUACUAAUUCUCGUGGCCGCACGUGUGAAAAAAAUUUCAUAUUAUACCCCAAGGGCAAUCGCUGUGAUAAAAUCGGAUUAGUUUUGGAUCGAACCCAUCAAGAUUCUGAGUGAUAUUUUUUAUUUUUGAGCGAUUUUAAGGCGACCGCCGUUUCUGGUCAUUCGGUUUUUAGUUUAAAGCUCUUGAAUUUAUUUUGCCUGAAACAUGGAGACCAACGAUUUGCCAUUUUAUCAUCAUAACAUUGCAGCUGCUACUUAUUCUGAUAAAAAUGCUACCAGGCAGCCGGACUAUUUUUAUUCGGGCUCUGGAAAAUCGAGCCUGCCGGAAGUGACGCCGGUUAUAUCUGUUAUAUCCACCGGACCCGUCAUAAAAUCUCAUAACGGCAUACGAUACCUCAAGACGCUAUCUGGAUUCUUGAAAAUUAUGGAAAUGAUAUGCACUUUGACAGCAUUUAUUGUGUCCAUCAUCACAUGGUCAUCGCAUUCGUUUUACGGUGGGCCAUCAAAAAAGGCUUUAAUGUACUAUCCGUAUGCUUAUGGUUCUGCACUGUGGACGGAUAUCGCCACCGCCGUUGCCUUCCUUAUUACCCUGGCACUGCUCAUUACCUAUUUGUCUGGCCUCGUAGAAAAAUUUGCUACAAUUCCAUGGAUCAGCAUUGAACUGGGCUACUCCAUAGUUGCAAUUAUUUGUAUGCUGAUCGCUGGAGGUGUUAUGAUACCAUAUAGCAAUCUGGAUGUCUACAGAUGGAUAUGUGUGGCUUUCUGCUGGGCAGCGAUGAUUGCUUAUGCAAUCGAUGCCUUCCUUAAAUACAAAAUGUACAGAAACCGUCAACCAGCCCAAGAAAGAAACCAAAGUGGAAAAUAUUGACAAAUGAAAAACAAAUUAAUAGGACUGCAGUCCGAUGCGCAUAUUCUUUACGUAUUUGGAGAUUUCAGCAAAUACACGCAACCGCGGUGAGCUUGCGCCCAGUCAAUUCAUUUCAAUCUUGCUUUUAUAUCAUUUGCCUCACGUCUCACAUGGAUGAAUGGAUGAUCGUAAUCUGCCAAUAAUUACUAUACCGGUACCGUUUUGCCAGUUUUGCAGUUUCCAGCAAAAUAAGUCGCGUACAGUGCGAUUAUCAGCACAUUAAAAGCUGUGAUCCAGUUCUUGCGACAGAAUCUGUACUAAAUAGUAUGCAUGUACGUAGUUUUGCGCAACAGCGUAUCCGGCUUGGGAAUGUUAGUGUGUAUUGUAUGCUGUCAGUGUGAGGAAAACUGUGAUCAUGACCUUUAUUACCGCGCACUGCACUGUGCUUCUAUUAGUUUUGGGUGACAAUAAUUCGGUGUCUGAAUGAACCAAAGUUGUCCGCACAACCAUGGCAAUGAAAUCGAAGUUAUCUGGGCUAACAAAGCUUGAGCAAAUUUUGGAAGCUCAUUUUAUUGCGA
Messenger RNA from Paramacrobiotus metropolitanus, 1494 nucleotides. RefSeq lists its product as uncharacterized. The record is from RefSeq and is a predicted model, not a curated record. The coding region runs from base 275 to 937 and encodes 220 amino acids. Gene Ontology annotation, cellular component: membrane. NCBI's taxonomy places the organism in Eukaryota, Metazoa, Tardigrada, Eutardigrada, Parachela, Macrobiotidae. The transcript has 7 exons.